This is a messenger RNA of Selaginella moellendorffii, 1485 nucleotides long. RefSeq names its product nucleolin-like. NCBI's taxonomy places the organism in Eukaryota, Viridiplantae, Streptophyta, Lycopodiopsida, Selaginellales, Selaginellaceae. The record is from RefSeq and is a predicted model, not a curated record. The transcript has 3 exons. The annotation marks the transcript as partial.
GUGAGAUUCGAGGGCGACCAAACUGAGGAGAUUAAAUGGGAAGAACUACAGAAAUUUUCGCAAAAGAAAAAAGAGCCAAGUGCUGACCAGCAAGAUAAACCAGGAGAACAGUCUACAAACUCUGAAGCAGCUACAGAUAGUGAGGAUGAUGUCAAGGCGAAGAAUAGUGAUUAUGAACGGGAAGCAAGGAUCCAGCAAGUGUCUAACGAGAACGCCAUCGUGAUCACGCAAGUUCAAGAAGUGCAAAGGAUGGAGAAGAUGGACAUGCUUGCGGACGUCGUGGUUCAGAGCAAACUCGAGGUGGUGGCGACGAAGAAAAGGCCACGUAAAUCCGUUGCUCCCGUGAAGCUGCAACAAGAGGUUGACGCAAUCAGUAGUGGCGAGGAAGCGGAUGAAGAGGACGAAGAGGAUGACGAGGAAAGCCAUGACGAAGAUAGCGAGAGCCUAGACAGUUUAAGCGAGGACGGAUCAGAAGACGAGCCAGAGAUCGACAGUGAAGACGAGGACGACGACGAAGAGGAUGAAGAGCGGGAUAGGAAAGACGGAGUCGACGACGACAGUGAUUGCAGCUUGAACGAGAGCGAUCUGGAGAGGCUGAGGAAGAAGCCCAAGAAGAAACGAAAGCACGUCUUGACGCUGCAGAGGUGGAGGGGCUACAAGAAGAAGCGCAGGCUCGCGAAACAGGAGGGAUCCGAUGGCACCCUGGCGAUCAAGCGGCAGAAGAGACCCAAGAAGCCGACUCCAGUGGACGAGUUGACGAGGCGGCGUCAGGUCAUCGCAGCGGAGCUCAAGAGGAAACUCAAGGAGAGCUGUGCGAAUCUCAAGCGGAAGAAGAAGAAGAAGAAGACCGUGGCUGUGGAGUCUAUUGUGGAGCCAAGCCUGGUGGAGCUGAGUCCGGCAAAGCUAGCUCUUCCGGAACCACCCGAGGUGCUGGAGUCGCCGGAGCCGUCUCCAAAAUCUCUCGAGGUUGCUACUCCUUCCACAGCGAUUACUUCUACGAACUUAAACGCGAGCGAGAGCAAGCCAUCGCCGUUCGACCGGGGAAUCAAGCUCCGGGGACGCAAGCUGAGGAAGAGAUUCAAUGGAAGGGUCUUUCGCGGCGAAGUUGCGGACUACGACAGAAGGAACCGACGCUACAAGGUUUGGUCUCGAAAGAAGUAUUUCUGCAUGGAUUUCUUAUCUGUGAGCUUGUCAUCAGGUCCGAUACGAAGAUGGCGACGAGGAGCAGCUAAUGUGGAAGGACGUGGGGCCGCUGCUGGUGCCAUUCGAGGAGCUGCAUACGUGGGACGAUCCAAACUAUCAGCCACAGCAAACGCGAGUUAUAAGCUCGGAGCUCCUCGCAGUGGAGAAGAAGGCCAGGGAGGAGAAGCUAAAGCUUCCAAAACUCAAGCCUCAAGUCGUCAAGAAAGAGCGGAAGGAACGUUGAAACAGGUGAUCCAAAGGUCGUCCAAAGGUCGUCAACGUACAUCAGCUGCAAAAUUUUAA